Messenger RNA from Guillardia theta CCMP2712, 386 nucleotides. RefSeq lists its product as hypothetical. NCBI's taxonomy places the organism in Eukaryota, Cryptophyceae, Pyrenomonadales, Geminigeraceae. The coding region runs from base 6 to 329 and encodes 107 amino acids. The transcript has a single exon. The record is from RefSeq and is a predicted model, not a curated record.
CCACCAUGCACUCUCUUCGUAGCGAUAUCAAGCUCAAGCAUGCCGCUCUCCCGGCCAACGAGCACACAGAGCUGAUCGCAGACGUCUCCGAGGACGAGGACGAGCUGCUGGUAGAGCUCGACUUCCCUGCGGUGAACAGCCAGUUCGAGACCUCCACGAUCCUGGCAGAGGCAGCGCCGCCGCGCGUCUUUCGUCGAUCGCAGAGGACAGGACGCGAAGCGAUGGAAGUAGACACUGUUCGAGGUCUUCGCAAUCGCCAGGUUGGAAGAGAUCUCAACAGGACAAACGAAGCAAGGCGUCUGGUGCAACUACGUGUUGUGCAGCUGUGAGCGUAUGAGGGAGGGUAUUAGGAUUGUAAAUUAAGUGUGAAUACAUUAUAAGUCGAA